Molecule: messenger RNA, 2191 nt
Organism: Osmerus eperlanus (European smelt)
Lineage: Eukaryota; Metazoa; Chordata; Actinopteri; Osmeriformes; Osmeridae
Product: mediator of RNA polymerase II transcription subunit 23-like
Biological process (GO): regulation of transcription by RNA polymerase II; positive regulation of gene expression
Cellular component (GO): mediator complex; transcription regulator complex
Source: RefSeq, a predicted model, not a curated record
UCUGAUUCACAGCAUAGCCACACGGGUGAUCAAGCUGGCCCACGCUAAGACCAGCCUGGCCCUGGCCCCGGCCCUGGUGGAGACCUACAGCCGCCUGCUGGUCUACAUGGAGAUCGAGUCUCUCGGGAUCAAGGGAUUCAUCAGCCAGCUCCUGCCCAACGUGUUCAAGUCGCAUGCCUGGGGCAUCCUGCACACCCUGCUGGAGAUGUUCAGCUACCGCAUGCACCACAUCCAGCCCCACUACCGCGUGCAGCUGCUGAGCCACCUGCACUCGCUGGCCGCCGUGCCCCAGACCAACCAGAAUCAGCUACACCUGUGUGUGGAGAGUACAGCCCUGAGGUUGAUCACUGCACUGGGGAGUUCAGAAGUUCAGCCCCAGUUCACGCGGUUCCUGAACGACCCCAAGACGGUUCUGUCCGCCGAAUCGGAGGAGUUGAACCGAGCCCUUAUCCUCACGCUGGCCAGAGCGACGCACGUGACAGAUUUCUUCACAGGGUCCGAUUCCAUCCAGGGCACGUGGUGUAAGGACAUCCUGCAGACCAUCAUGAGCUUCACCCCCCACAACUGGGCCUCGCACACACUCAGCUGCUUCCCCGCGCCCCUGCAGGCGUUCUUCAAGCAGAACAACGUGCCCCAGGAGAGCCGCUUCAACCUGAAGAAGAACGUGGAGGAGGAGUACCGCAAGUGGAAGUCCAUGACCAACGAGAACGACAUCAUCACGCACUUCUCCAUGCAGGGCUCCCCGCCCCUCUUCCUCUGUCUACUGUGGAAGAUGCUGCUGGAGACCGAUCACAUCAACCAGAUCGGCUUCAGGGUGCUGGAGCGGAUUGGGGCGCGGGCGCUGGUGGCCCACGUCAGGACUUUCGCAGACUUCCUGGUGUACGAGUUCUCCACCUCGGCCGGAGGCCAGCAGCUCAACAAGUGCAUCGAGAUCCUCAACGACAUGGUGUGGAAGUACAACAUCGUCACGCUCGACCGGCUCAUCCUGUGCUUGGCCAUGAGGAGUCACGAGGGGAACGAGGCGCAGGUGUGCUACUUCAUCAUCCAGCUGCUGCUGCUCAAGCCCAACGACUUCCGCAACCGCGUCAGUGACUUCGUCAAGGAGAACGCCCCCGAACACUGGCUGCAGAGCGACUGGCACACCAAGCACAUGACCUACCACAAGAAAUACCCAGAGAAGCUGUACUUCGAGGGCCUGGCGGAGCAGGUGAACCCGCCGCUGCAGCUGCAGUCACAGUACCUGCCCAUCUACUUCGGCAACGUGUGCCUGCGCUUCCUCCCCGUCUUCGACAUCGUCAUCCACCGCUUCCUGGAGCUCCUGCCCGUCUCCAAGUCCCUGGAGACGCUGCUCGACCACCUGGGAGGCCUCUACAAGUUCCAUGAUCGGCCGGUGACGUACCUGUACAACACGCUCCACUACUACGAGAUGCACCUGCGAGACCGCACCAACCUGAAGCGCAAGCUGGUCCACGCCAUCAUGAGCUCCCUGAAGGACAACCGCACCCCGGGCUGGUGCCUGAGCGAGACCUACCUCAAGUGCGGCAUGAACCCGCGCGAAGACAACCCCUGGAUCCCCGACGACACGUACUACUGCAAGCUCAUCGGCCGCCUCGUCGACACCAUGGCAGGCAAGUCCCCCGGACCCUUCCCCAACUGCGACUGGCGCUUCAACGAGUUCCCCAACCCGGCCGCCCACGCCCUGCACGUGACUUGUGUGGAGCUGAUGGCCCUGGCCGUCCCAGGGAAGGAGGUGGGGAACGCCCUCCUCAGCGUGGUCCUCAAAAGCCAACCCCUGGUGCCUCGAGAGAACAUAACAGCCUGGAUGAACGCCAUCGGACUGGUGAUCACCGCCCUGCCCGAGCCGUACUGGGUGGUCCUGCACGACCGCAUUGUGAGCGUCAUCAACAGCCCCGCCCUGACCUCGGAGACGGAGUGGGUGGGCUACCCCUUCCAGCUUUUCGACUUCACCGCCUGCCACCAGUCCUACUCAGAGAUGUACUGCAGCUACGUCCUGGCCCUGGCCCACGCCGUGUGGCACCACUCCAGCAUCGGACAGCUCUCCCUCAUCCCCAAGUUCCUGUCGGAGGUGCUGAAGCUCGUUAAGACGGAGUUCCAGCUGUUGUACGUGUACCACCUGGUAGGGCCCUUCCUGCAGCGCUUCCAACAGGAGCGCACCCGCUGCAUGCUGGAG